UCUGGCGAGCGGCGACGAGAAACGGUUGUCCCGGUGGGCCCGGAGAGGCGAAAACGCUCGCUCGGGGGUGAUGCGCCGGUGGUACAGUGGUGGUUGACCGAGGGAGAGAGCAGGAGUGGGCGCGAGCCAGUGGAGUGCGGAGCAGCGGGCGGGGGUGGCCGAGGUGUUGACACGGUGUUUGAGUGGUGACGCUGCAAGGGAGCAGGGUGUUGCCACGGGGAUCGCAGGCGGAGCGGAGGCAGAGAACGCAUGUAGGAACAUGGCCGCAUCCAGCCCCUGCCUCCCUCUAGAGGUUGGCAGCGCAAGAGGCGGCACAGAGGGGCCCUGGAUACGAGAGUCAGUACCGGAGAAGGCAGAGGUUGGCCGGACCGAGUGGUCUCGGUGACUGGGCUAGCUUUGGAAAGGAGGCACCUGGUCUGGUGGUCAUGGCGCCAGGCCGGGACCAGGGCGGAGGGGCCGGCGGGGGAGGGAGCAACAAAGGUCCUUCCUCGCUCUUCAUCCUGAGCGAAGACAACUGCAUACGUAAGCACACCCGGUUCAUCAUCGAAUGGCCGCCCUUCGAGUACGCCGUCCUGCUGACCAUCAUCGCGAACUGUGUGGUCCUCGCCCUCGAGGAGCACCUGCCCAAGCACGACAAGACCAUCCUCGCCCAGAAGCUCGAGCACACCGAGGUCUACUUCCUCGGGAUCUUCUGCGUCGAGGCCAGUCUUAAGAUCCUGGCGCUGGGCUUUAUCCUCCACCGUGGCUCGUACCUUCGCAACAUUUGGAACAUCAUGGAUUUCUUCGUCGUGGUGACUGGGUUCAUCACGAUGUUCACGCAAGGCAUUAACCUGGAUAUGGACCUACGCACGUUGCGCGCGAUACGCGUGUUACGACCGCUCAAACUUGUCUCCGGCAUACCGAGUCUUCAGGUGGUGCUCAAGUCCAUCAUCAAGGCAAUGGCACCUUUGCUGCAGAUUGGACUGCUGGUACUCUUCGCCAUUGUGAUAUUCGCCAUCAUCGGCCUCGAGUUCUAUUCGGGAAUUUUGCACAAGACUUGCUACAGCAUCGAAGACCUCAAUCAAAUAGUGAAGGAGGGUGAAUUUCCGUCUCCUUGCAAUACGGAUAACUUGACCGAGGCACCUUUAGGAGCCCACGUAUGCGACCCCAGCGUCUCAGCGUGUAUGGAUCGCUGGGAGGGACCAAACAGCGGCAUCACCAGCUUCGACAACAUCGGUUUCGCCAUGCUCACCGUCUUCCAGUGCAUUACUAUGGAGGGUUGGACUGCCAUAUUGUACUGGACGAACGAUGCUCUGGGCAGCACAUUCAACUGGGUUUACUUUAUACCGUUGAUUGUCCUCGGGUCUUUCUUCAUGCUGAACUUAGUUCUCGGUGUCCUGAGCGGAGAGUUUGCGAAGGAGCGAGAGAAGGUGGAGAACCGGCAAUCCUUCCUGAAGCUAAGGAGGGCCCAGCAGCUGGAACGAGAACUGAAUGGUUACGUCGAGUGGAUAUGCAAAGCAGAGGAGGUCAUCCUUGCCGAGGAGAGGACCACCGAGGAGGAGAAGAUGCACAUAAUCGAAGCGAGAAGAAGGGCGGCGGCCAAACGGAAAAAGCUGAAAAACCUCGGAAAGAGCAAAAGCACCGACACCGAGGAAGAGGAAGGCGAAGACGACCCUGACGAUGGGUUCUCUCGAGCUUCCUACCUCAAGUCCAAGGUGAAGAAUAAAGGAGCCUGUCUGCAAUUCUGGCGGGCUGAGAAGAGAUUCAGAUUUUGGGUGCGACACACAGUGAAAGCUCAGUGGUUCUACUGGUUCGUCAUCGUACUGGUCUUCUUCAACACCAUCUGCGUGGCUGUCGAGCAUUACAAGCAGCCGUCAUGGCUCACCGAGUUUCUCUAUUACGCCGAAUUCGUGUUCCUGGGACUCUUCAUGAUGGAGAUGUUCAUCAAGAUGUACGCGCUGGGCCCUCGAAUCUACUUCGAGUCGAGCUUCAACAGGUUCGACUGCGUGGUGAUCUCGGGCUCGAUCUUCGAGGUGAUCUGGUCAGCCCUGAAAUCCGGCUCCUUCGGCCUCUCCGUCCUGCGCGCCCUGCGACUCCUCAGGAUCUUCAAAGUGACCAAAUACUGGGCCAGCCUGAGGAACCUCGUCAUCUCUCUGCUCAACUCCAUGCGCAGCAUCAUCUCCCUACUCUUCCUGCUCUUCCUCUUCAUCCUCAUAUUCGCCCUCCUUGGUAUGCAGCUCUUCGGCGGCCAGUUCAACUUCCCCAGCGGCACACCGCCCACGAACUUCAACACCUUUCCUAUCGCGCUGCUCACUGUCUUCCAAAUUCUGACUGGUGAAGACUGGAACGAGGUCAUGUACCAGGGCAUCGAGUCUCAGGGUGGCCACAAGAAGGGCAUGAUCUACUCGCUUUACUUCAUUAUCCUGGUACUCUUCGGCAACUACACUCUACUUAACGUCUUCUUGGCUAUCGCCGUCGACAAUCUGGCCAACGCUCAGGAACUGACUGCCGCCGAAGAGGAACAGGUAGAGGAGGACAAAGAGAAGCAGAUGCAGGAGCUGGAGAAAGAAAUGGAGGCCCUGCAGAUGCCAACCGAUGGGAGUCCUCCGAAGGUGGAGAUUUGCCCUCCUAGUCCGACUAGGAACUUCAAAGGUGGAAAGGGCGGUAAGCAGGCGUCCGAAGAAAAGAAGCAGGAUGACGACGAAGACACGGGACCAAAACCAAUGCUGCCAUACUCCUCCAUGUUUAUACUGUCCCCCACAAACCCUGUAAGAAGAGGUGCUCAUUGGGUCGUAAACCUGAGGUACUUCGACUUCUUCAUCAUGGUCGUCAUCUCCCUUUCGAGUAUCGCCCUGGCGGCCGAGGACCCUGUGGACGAGCACUCGAUGAGGAAUGAGGUUCUGAAUUACUUCGAUUAUGCGUUCACUGGGGUGUUCACCGUCGAGAUGAUCCUGAAGAUCAUCGAUCUGGGGAUCAUCCUUCAUCCGGGCUCGUACCUCCGCGAGUUCUGGAACAUUAUGGACGCCGUUGUGGUGAUAUGCGCCGCGGUCUCUUUCGCCUUCGACAUGACCGGAAGUUCCGCGGGGCAAAACCUCUCGACUAUCAAGUCGUUGCGAGUGCUGCGAGUGCUCAGACCCUUGAAGACGAUCAAACGAGUGCCCAAGCUCAAGGCGGUGUUCGACUGCGUCGUGAACAGUCUGAAAAACGUUAUUAACAUUCUGAUAGUGUACAUAUUGUUCCAAUUUAUCUUCGCUGUGAUAGCGGUGCAGCUCUUCAAUGGCAAGUUCUUCUUCUGUAGCGACGACAGCAAGUACACGGAGGAAGAGUGCCACGGCCAGUACUUCGUAUUCGAAGAUGGUAACUUACUGCCAUCCUCGAGGAAGCGAGAGUGGCAACCGCAGAGCUUUCACUACGACAAUGUCAUGGCGGCGAUGCUGACGUUGUUCGCGGUCCAGACCGGCGAGGGCUGGCCCCAAAUCCUCCAGAACUCGAUGGCGGCGACCUACGAGGACAAGGGUCCUAUUCAGAACUUUCGCAUCGAGAUGUCCAUAUUCUACAUAGUCUACUUCAUCGUCUUUCCUUUCUUCUUCGUCAACAUCUUCGUGGCCUUGAUCAUCAUCACCUUCCAGGAGCAGGGAGAGGCUGAGCUGCAGGACGGCGAGAUCGACAAGAACCAGAAAUCUUGUAUAGACUUCACGAUACAGGCUCGUCCUCUCGAGAGGUACAUGCCCAACAAGCGAAACAGCGUCAAGUACAAGAUCUGGAGGAUAGUCGUGUCGACGCCCUUCGAGUACUUCAUCAUGAUCCUCAUCGUGCUUAAUACUUUAUUGCUGAUGAUGAAGUACCACCGGCAGGGAGAUCUCUACCAGAAAACACUGAAGUACAUGAACAUAUGCUUCACCGGGAUGUUCACCAUCGAGUGCAUUCUGAAGAUCGUCGCUUUCGGCUUCAGGAACUUCUUCAAGGAUCCCUGGAACACCUUUGACUUCAUCACGGUCAUCGGUAGCAUCGUGGACGCCCUUGUGGUGGAAUUCGGGGAGAACUUCAUCAACGUCGGCUUCCUCAGGCUCUUUCGAGCUGCCAGACUCAUCAAGCUGCUCAGACAGGGCUACACAAUACGAAUUUUACUGUGGACUUUCGUACAGUCCUUUAAGGCCCUUCCUUACGUCUGUUUGCUCAUCGCGAUGCUUUUUUUCAUCUACGCCAUCAUCGGAAUGCAGGUAUUCGGUAACAUCGCAUUGGAGGCCGAGAGUGCCAUAAACGAGCACAACAAUUUCCAGAGCUUUAUCCAAGGUCUGAUGUUGCUUUUUCGGUGUGCCACGGGUGAAGCGUGGCCGAACAUCAUGUUGUCCUGCAUAAAAGGUCGGCCUUGCGACCUGAAGGUGCAGAAAGUCGAAACCGAAGGUUGCGGGUCGAACCUCGCAUACGCGUACUUCGUCUCGUUCAUCUUCUUCUGCUCGUUCCUGAUGCUGAAUCUCUUCGUGGCCGUCAUCAUGGACAACUUCGACUACCUAACCCGGGACUCGUCGAUCCUGGGGGCGCAUCACCUGGACGAAUUUGUCAGGAUUUGGGCGGAGUAUGACCCCAACGCCACCGGGAAGAUCCACUACACCGAGAUGUACGACAUGCUGAAGAACAUGGACCCGCCGUUGGGGUUUGGCAACAAGUGUCCGAACAGGUUGGCCUACAAGAAGCUCAUCAGGAUGAACAUGCCCGUCGACGUCGACGGGAAGGUCAACUUCACCACCACGCUGUUCGCCUUGAUCCGGGAGAACCUCAGCAUAAAGAUGAGAACCGCUAAAGAGAUGGACCAAGCCGAUGAGGAGCUGAGAGACACGGUCAGAAAUAUUUGGCCCCUCCAGGCCAAGAAGAUGCUGGAUCUUUUGAUACCUAGGAGCGAAGAAUUAAAUAAGAAUAAGCUGACCGUUGGUAAGAUUUACGCUGGUCUGCUGAUCCUCGAAAGUUGGAGGACCACGAGGUUUGGACAAAUAGAAGCGACCGGCCCACAGAACGAUAACGAUCGUAUCGAUAACGAUAAUGCCGGGCAAAGUCCUGCGGCCCAGGCGCGUGCGACCUUCUUCAACUGCCUCCUGGACAUGGCUGGGGUGAACCACACAGGAAAUAACCACGCCACCGGAAGCAGGGCGAACAGCCUUGAGCCUCCGGCUGGUCAUACCGCCGAUGUCAAAAGUGACCAUCGCCGAGAGCCCAGAGACGAAGAAGAAGGGGCUCUCGGAGUCCUAGCAGCCGCUGAGCAAAGACGCCAACGUAGCAUCAGGAACAAAAAGGUGAACUGGAUGGUGUCCCACCAGUACGAUAAACUAGGGAGCAGCGGAGAGAGUAGCCAGGGAGGGGGUGGGUCAGGGGUUAUUGUAGUUAACGGCGAGGAACGCGCCCCUGAGCUAGAGCCAUUGCUAGCAGAGCCCUCCCAGGACCACCACCAUCACCACCAAUACUACGAUACCGACCAUCAAUACCACCAUCACCAUCACCAUCACCAUCACCGACCACCCUCGUACUACCAACACCAGAACACCUACGCACCUCGCUCCUCAAUCCGUUACCUCAAGAUGGAGCUGCAAGACGUCGUAGUUAGCGAUUCGAGGGCCGGAAGUACGGAGAGCCUCACACAUCCCGCAGAGAGGCUGCAUCCUCAUCAUCAGGUCGCGCAUCCACCUAGACAUCACUCGCGAUCACCCAGCUUGAGAAGGCAUUCUCCGGUCACGCACAGAUCACCGUCUCCUAGAAGACACAGAUACGACCAUCACGGACAUUACAAUCACGAGGGGCCAGGCUUCAGCGACACGGUCAGCAACGUCGUGGAGAUCCAAAGGCACACCCAUCAUCCCCAUGCAUCGCAGUACAAUCAUCGACACAGGAUAAGAGAUCCUUCGUUAGGGCCGUGGAGCACGUCGACGAGUCCGGCGAGGUCGCCGAGUCCGGUGCACAGGAUGGACCAUCAGGGGCGGCACCACUACGGAACGACGAGCCUGGAGCAGCGCUCGCGGAGUCCGAGUCCAGUGGGGGGCCGGCAGUCGGCGCAUCCGCACCACCCGCACCACCCGCACCAGCACAGCUACCCGGUCCUGGUGACGAGGAGGGGACACGGGCGCAGGCUACCCCCCACGCCCAACAAGCCGUCGACGCUGCAGCUGAAGCCGACCAACAUCAACUUCCCGAAGCUGAACGCCUCGCCGACACACGGGCCGCACGUUGGGGGGGCACCGGGGGCGCCCGGGGCGCCGCAGAACGUGCUCAGCUUCGAGCAAGCCGUGGCGAUAGGCAGGGGGGGCCGCCUGCUGCCCAGUCCUGUGCCGAACGGCUACAAGCCGCAGCCGGCGAAGCCCCAACCGGCGCAGCCCCAGGCGGCGCAGCCCAAGCAGCGGGCGCCCAGGUCCAGGCACUCGGACAGCGACGAGGACGACUGGUGCUAGCCAAAGUGGGACCCUGGACGGUGGUCUGGUGAAGUGGACGCCUCGAGGGGCCUCUCGGUCUGCGCGUGAUCCCACCGGCCCCCGGGCCCCGGGAUCAGUCCGAAGAGGCGCGUCGAUCGCGACGACCGGAAGGGGUCACCGAACGCACGAGGAGCCGGCCUCGACCCGGGACUUUGGCGGCCGCCGGGGGCCCCCGACCCCAGGACCUCCCGAGGGGCCCUCGGCGCCCCCGCUCUCUUGCUCAGGGGUCCUGCGAGCGGGAGGGGAUCCGACUUUUUCUACCACUAUUUCCAUUGACUGUCGCGACACUUGUCCGGCGCGCGUCCGCGGUCCGCGCCCCGCGUCCUGGGAGUCCGGCGAGCCGAGGACGCCACCGAGAGGAGGACUCCCCGAACACCCUGGAUACGGUCAUGGAUGGUCCUGCGAGCCGGGGGAAGAACGACUCUCGCGGGGAAGGGAUCCAUGACUGAAGGACGAAGGACCCCGAAGAAGAAAUCCCGUGCAAAUGGACAUCGCCGUGGAGUCGUUCGCCCUCGCCCGAUCUACUUCGUCGAGGUCGUCCGAGUCCCUGCGCAGCGAACGGAGACUCCGCGGAUGAUCCAGCGUCUUUUGCGGGAGCCACGUCCAGGAUGUCUGGCGGGGUCGGGACGACGCCCAGGAGAGGAGCUUCGCGCGCUGCAACGAGUACCGCGAGUUAUUGUCGUUACUACCGCUGCUAAACUACCGUUGCUGCUACUGUUACUACUAUCACUACUAUUGCCGUUACCACUACUACCAGUACGCUAUAACCGAACCGCUGCUGCUACUAAUCUUCACUACCACUACCGUCGGCCCGACAAGGCUAGGAUCGCGAAACCACCGACUACCGACGCCGGUUACACGCGCCGCGUGCCGCGCAUUCCGCGAAUUCCGAUAGAAAAUUCCGCGAAUUCCACGAAACUGUACAGACGGGGCGACUUAUCACAGGAGUGCGUGCGACACGCGCCGCGUUAUCGCGCGCAAACCCGAGAUCCAUUACCACGUAACAUACUGCCAAUCGUACGGGGCGUUUCAGGGGAUACGAGUAGACAGAGAAACAAUGUGGAGUCUCGCGUAUACGCGUAUACAUACCUACGCCUAGGUAGAUGUAUAUACGUUAAGUGGAGAAAAGUUAGUUUUCAAUACUUCGUGCUUGCGUGAGGCAGAUACGUGUGACCUGCGGAUUAUAAUUACCGUAUAAGAACAGUAGUGGUCGGAAACGGGCGAAAUCCAAGAUGGCGGCGAUUCGCCGCCCCGGGGGUCCCCGGCGACGCUCGGGUCAUCCCGAAACGUUUAAUCGACUCCACUUUUCGAUUCGUCCCGGAUUAUUCGAGUAGGCCAUCGGUUCUCCCUGGGAACCCCCGCAUCCUCGGGGACCCCACGCGAUCUCGCCACGUUUCAUCAGGAUUGCGUGGUUUCUUCCCUUAAGUGCUUUACAAACUCAAUCGUAUUUCAUACGUCGCGUAACGUCGCUAUAUAAUGAAAAAGAAAAAGGUAAAUUUAAAACGAAGAAAAGUGCGUAACGUACCGCGUGUAAGGUAUAUCUCGUUCGUAUUCCUUGAUGGGAGGUGGAAGGGAGGCCGAAGGAGAAAGUGAGGGGUAUGAGAGCGAGAAAAUGGACGCAGAGGGGGGAUGAGAGAGAGAGCGAAAGGGUGUGUGUGCGCGCGGGCGCGUGUACGUGCGUAUGUGUGAUAAGGCGAGCCGCGAGGGGGCGAUAGCGAGCGGGGUAAUGUUAAAUAUUAUUAAAAUAUUUUUCUGUGAUAAAUCCGAAAAUCUUAGUAACUUGGCAGACUGUCCUGUCGCGGAUUGGUCCCCUGCCGCAGCGAACAUGCGGCACUUUUCAGCCCCCGAAGUGUCCCCGGGGAUGUCGAGUUACAAAGUCGAGGGAGAUCUGGCGAGAGCGAGAGAGACGGCUAGCUCACGGGGGCGGGAGAGAGAGGGAGAGAGAGAGGGAGAGAGAGACAGAGAGCGAGAGAAAGAGAGCGAGAGAGAGAGAAAGAGAGAGAGAGAGGGAAAGAGAGCCAGCCUCCGACGAGGAGAAGGAGAGGACUCAAACUAAUCUUAACUUAGACUUACGCAAGCAGAUGACCAAGAUCUUAACGAUGAACUAACGUUAAAGAAACCACUAAAGCUAAUCUAAAGUUAAAGGACGCGAGGUCCCGUGGAAGGGCGGGGACCCUCGUCCUCGCGUCCAUCGGAACAAACGACAAAACAAAAGACUCUCCCUAGAUAAUCGCGAUCAUGAUUAUUAAUUAUCUAUAUUACUACCGUUAAUACCGAUUAUUGUUAUCAUUGCCGUUAUAUCAUUACUAACGUUAUAGGUUGACCUUCUUUCGUCACUACGGUCAUUAUUACGUUUAUUACCGUAAUUAUAAUUAACGUUAAGCCGGGCGAAAACGACGCCGAGGCGAGGCGAGGGUCCGACCACGUGGACCCUAACGUCAAAACUCGACGCUUGGCCAGCGACCGGAUACCGAUGGGUCAACCGUGUCGGGGCCGUUUCUAUACCGUACUAUUAACAGGCGUAGCAUGUCGCAACUUUUCUUAUACGACGGAGACCGAUUCGUCCUCGCUACGGUGCAGCGGCGAAGGUCGCUCCCGAGUGCCACGAAGACGCGCCCCGGAGACCUCCUCAUAAGGGAGGAGACGCGCGGCCCUUCCUUCCGGUUUGUCUCGCAGGAUGAGAUUUCCCCUUCCGGAUGUGGAUAUAUUUUCUCCCUUAUACGGCCCGGCGCCGCCUGUUACGACUGUUGCCAUUGUGAAGCAAUUUUACGUCGCGUUAAGGUAUAGUGAGAUGACGUUGCGCGGGUCCAGCGACGAGGUCGCUGAGGAGAGGAGGGGCCGCGACCUCCGCCACUCUGGCACUCGGGACCGACGGCCGGAUUAUUAUGAAUAACUGAAUUAUAUUAAUAAAAUGAGAGAGAAACUGCUCCCGUGGACUUUUUUGCGUCUCUUUUCGCCGCCUCGGGGAGGGUCCUUGAGAGAAGCUCUUCUCGGGCGACGCCACUCGUAGGGUCUCCAGGCCGACCCGAUGAACGGGACCCUCGGAGGUGCUCCUUGUCCCUCUUGCUCUCGGAAGAGAGACUGUCCGAGAUUUAACCGAAGACGAAGAGAGACAGGGAUUCGAAAUAUACCUGCGUGCACGCGUUUUCGCGGAUCCCCGGGACGGAACGCCAUUCCGGGUUUUCUGACUUCGCGGUUCAACGUUCGACUCGGACAUCGACUUUUAGGGGAACCAUGAACUCGGACGUUGGCUUUGGGGUUGAACGAUGAACUCGAUAGUCGGUUUCGAGAUUUAACGUUGAACUUCAUCGACGGAUUCGGAAAUGAACGUUGAAUUCUAUCGCCGAUUUCGGGAUUAAACGUUGAACCCGAUCGCUAACUCUCGGGUUGACGAUGAACUCGAUCGCCCGAUUCGGUGUUGAACGUUGAACUUCCGAAUUGAACGGUCAAUUUGGUCUGAUUCUCGAUUCUUCAUCGGCCGUUCGGAAUUCCGCGGAACCGGGAAACGAGCAUCCGUGCAACGCAUUGCCGAUUGGAUAACGAUCGAUCGAAUUACUGACUAAUACUUACGUACCGAUUUCAUUACUUGCAUUUAAUAAAAAGAUGACACGUAAAUAUUUACGAUUAAGGAUUUUUCUACUUAUCUAUCUGUCUCGGUGUGUACGCACGUACGGCAGAGUGUGUACCUACGUAUGCACGGAGACACGCGUAGACGGAUGUAUAUUCACAGUUUUGCGUGGGUACGUAACCAAAUAUAACGAUACACGCCCAUAAGUAUACACACUCUCUCAGAUAAACGUAGCACGUGCGCGUUAUGGAAAGAUUUAAAGAAAUAACAUGAACGAAGUUGUAUUACAGUAAUUAUAAAAAUUAGUGUCCUGUCGAUAAUAAUGUCUCGUCACCGAUCUCUGGGGCUCCGAGGCUCGGUAGGAUUUCAUACUUUUACAAAUAAUUCGCGAAAGUAGCGAUACUUCUCGAGCUCUUAAUCAUUGUACCGAUCACUCGCGAGUCAUUGAUUCCGAUAUCUGCGAUUACACGUCGAUCGGGUUAUCCGGGUUCGAGUUAGAUCGAUUUGUCGUUCGGCCGACAAUACUCGAUUUCUUUCGUUCGUUAUUUUCUUCCGAGCGUUAUCCCACUCUGUGACGUUUCCAUAAGUGUUGAACAUUUCCUGAAUUUAUGUCCGAUUUGCCGAGAUAAUAUGCGAGGUAUAGCCAGGAAAUUUCUAGCGGUUCCUCUGUGUUUGGAAUGUAGAGUCGAUUUUUUAUUCUUAUGUGUCGACCGAAUUUUGGGGAUUCUCGAUCGAACGACGAAAUCGCGCGGUUUUCCUAAAAUGCACUGUAAAGAAUUCGCAAAGUCGACUUUAAAUUCGCUCCCAUUUGGUGGAGGGUCUAAUAUCCUUUUACGUAACCGCAAGGAAGUAAAACUUUUUGGAUGUAAUAUAACUUGGAAGGGGUUUCGAUAUUUAACGUCGAUCGAAGUAGUCCGCAAUCGAGUCGCGCGUUGAUUUCCGAGGUAGGCCAUUUUUCUUACAAUGCAGAGCUGCGCAGCAGCGCUCGCUUAUCGCGUCAAUUUUGAUUAAUUCGUACUCACCGGGAGAAUUUAUCACUGCGAAUGCGAGGGAGAGAAUGCCACAAAUAUGUAUCCUAUACGAAGAAUCAUUAUACAUUCGUAACAAGAGUUGCCUUAAUAUCUAACGUUCAUUGAUCACGGUUCGCACUGAGAUGAAUGUGAAAGAGACCCGCUCAUUUUCAUUUCCUCCGAUGGCGAAAUUCUUUAUACGUUUCCCUGUAACGAUCGACUACGUCGCUCUCGAAUACUAACCGGACGAUUACUUCAUCGAGGAAUUAUCCACGACACAUUUUUCCGACCGAUUCGCGGUACGUCGUUAAGUGCGCGUGGUAUCGGCAAAACCGUCUCCGAGUAAUUUUUGCAAAAGCGAGGACGCAAAAAUUUGGCUUUCGAAAAAGAAUCCCGUGCACAUUGCGCGCGAGUCACCGCUCAAAUGUACACGAAUAUUUACGAGUAUGUAGCAGGUAAUUCGUGUUUGACAAUUGUCGAGUUAUAUACCGCGGGUGCAGGAUUACCUCCUCAGGUGGAAGACAAAAUUCUACGAGUAAUAUAUAAGGAGCAUGUAAUUUAAUACCUGGAUUGGGUAUAUACCAUUUGUACAUAGCUGGUUUAUAAAUAUGUAUUAGAUUUUGUAUACACUGCGUUCGAGAAUAGCUUUUGUGAAACUUGUACAUUUCCUAUGUAAUUUGAGCCGCCCUUGAGAUAAGAGUAAAAAUUAGUCUCGCAGGGCGCAGAUAUUUUAAAUACGUUUUAAUGGUAUAAAGUAUUCAGUAACCAUUGCCGUUUUAUCGAGGAACUCUAGUAGUUAUACAAGAAAUGUAAACGCAAACCUGUAAAAAGCUAGAAGAGACGUUUCCUCGCCAUCCUCGUGACUUCUUCGAAUAAAUAUUUCCACCUUCUUCUCGCGAACUUCCUAGAACGUAAAGUAAUAUUACCUACUCGAAACGUAUUCAAAAUGGCGGACGAACGUUUCUGCGAGAGAGUCCUAUCGGCCCCAAAGAAAUAUCUCGCAGCUAGAUCUACAUUCCACCUCUCCAACCGAAGCAAGCUACCUUCAAAUUUGUUACUGUUGCAAAAAUAUACAUAUAAAACAAUUAA
This is a messenger RNA of Orussus abietinus, 12101 nucleotides long. It is a transcript of the gene Cac, whose product is annotated as voltage-dependent calcium channel type A subunit alpha-1. Gene Ontology annotation, cellular component: membrane; voltage-gated calcium channel complex. The record is from RefSeq and is a predicted model, not a curated record. Gene Ontology annotation, molecular function: high voltage-gated calcium channel activity; calcium ion binding. Lineage: Eukaryota; Metazoa; Arthropoda; Insecta; Hymenoptera; Orussidae. Gene Ontology annotation, biological process: calcium ion import across plasma membrane; chemical synaptic transmission. Bases 426 to 6413 code for a protein of 1995 amino acids. The transcript is spliced from 31 exons.